Molecule: messenger RNA, 1866 nt
Organism: Mercurialis annua (annual mercury)
Lineage: Eukaryota; Viridiplantae; Streptophyta; Magnoliopsida; Malpighiales; Euphorbiaceae
Product: F-box/kelch-repeat protein At3g06240-like
Exons: 2
Coding region: 211-1377 (388 amino acids)
Molecular function (GO): protein binding
Source: RefSeq, a predicted model, not a curated record
UGUGUAACCUUUCUUCUCCGCAGCGAUACGAAUAAACUCACUGUUCAUAUUCAUAAAAAAACCUCACUAUUCAUACCUAAAAACGAAACGGAACGAAGAAGACAGAGUGCAGUGCGACGGUGGUUUCCGGCAGAUUACAUGACCGUUUCUAAUCUGCUAGUAGGUAAUAUACUUGUCUAUAUUUACAUCUUCUGAAAUUAAGUUGAGAAUAUGAAAAUGAAAAAAGCGGAGAUGUCAGAAUACUUGCCUGAAGAGGUUAUUGUUCAAAUACUGAGUCGAUUGCCUGUCAAGUCCGUUUUGAAAUUCUCCAGUGUUUGCAAAUUGUGGAAUUGUAUCAUUAGAAGCCCUGAUUUUAUCUCUACCCACACUCGCAAUUCAAACAAACAUCACAAUUACAUGUUUCUGCUUCACUCUUAUAAAUGUAGGCACCAAUACUCUAUGCAUUUCGACAACAAAGAUUUCGAUGAAUACCUAUCCGUCCAACCGCUCUUCAACCAAGCCAACGUUUCUGAGGUGGUCGCCUCUAGUAACGGUCUUGUCUGUCUCUUUUGUGUCUACAAAAGGAACAUCCACAUUCACCGCGACAUAUAUAAGUUUGUUAUUUGGAACCCUUCCAUUAGGAAAUAUUUUGUGCUACCUGAACCUAGUUUUCGCCUCCCUUCAAAUUACUCUUCAACUCACUCGAAACUAUUAGGGUUUGGCUUUGAUUCAAGACGUAACGAUUACAAAUUUUUUGUGGCUCAGUAUUCGGUUAGCUCUGUUACGCAAGUGGCUCUCUAUUCACUCAACUCUAAUACUUGGAAGAAAAUCACUAAUGUUCCUCCCAUAAAUCGUGUAUUUUAUUCAAACUCUUCAACUUUCAUCGAUGGUAGAUUUUUUUGGCAUCCAUAUGAGAUAAGUAGGAAAUUGGUAUUGGUGUUUGAUUUAAUCGAUGAGACGUUUGGAGAGAUAUCAUUGCCCGCUGAAUGUUUGGAAAAUGCUCAAAACAGAGCUUUGAAAAUCAAGGCAUUUGAAGAAUCAUCCAUCGCAGUAAUUCAAAGCAAUUUUUAUGAGACCGAUAUAUGGGUGAUGAAAGAGUACGAGGCUGGUGAAUGGGUGAAGUUAGCUAGAGUUGGAAAAUGCUGGAAAGGAUUAUCAAAUGUGCUCGAGUUUAGAUAUAAUGGUGAAAUAUUAGUUUAUUUUUGUAGAGGGGAACGCUUAGCAUCAUAUAAUUUAAAUGGACGGAUAAAAAAUCUGCUGGCUUUGAGCAAAGAAAAGAAUAGAAGGCCUCCUUUUGCUUAUAGGCAUGUGGAGAGCCUAGCAUUACUUGACAAAGGUACUGAUAUUUCUAACAAGCUAUCAAUUUCAUUUAUGGGUCAUGAGUCUCAUGACUCAUGAGCAAAUAUGGUGUAGCGUGAUCAUGGAGGUUCUCAUGGACAAUUCUUAUUUCUGUGGCUACUUGGAGAGGAUUGGGAAGCAUGUUGAACUAAAACAAAGUUAAUUGAAGGCAUUGGGUUGGAAGAAUUGAAAGUAUUGCUGCGUUACCGCCAUACUAUGAGUUCUCGUCCUUACUGCACUCGAGUCAAAUGAAAACGAAUUCAAGGCUUCAGCCUGAAUUUUGCCCAUGCCCAAUGAUUCGCAGUUGAAACGCCUCCUGGUUAUAUGGUUCGAGGUAUGCCACUGCCAGUAAUAAUACGCAAGCUAUUUGACCAGAAGUUAAUACGAGAUGGGAAAUCAUUUAUUAAAUCUGGAAAAUAUUUAUGUUCUGAGGCAUGUAUAUCGACAAACUCUUUGAAAUGUAAAUGUGUUAUUGAGAAUUAGCGUGCUCAGAUUAACUGACUGAGUUUGGUUAAACCGAUUGAAUCAUAGUGGCAGCAUUUAUUUCAA